Messenger RNA from Triticum dicoccoides, 2750 nucleotides. RefSeq names its product transcription termination factor MTERF15, mitochondrial-like. Gene Ontology annotation, biological process: regulation of DNA-templated transcription. The coding region runs from base 427 to 1398 and encodes 323 amino acids. The record is from RefSeq and is a predicted model, not a curated record. The transcript is spliced from 2 exons. Gene Ontology annotation, molecular function: double-stranded DNA binding. Lineage: Eukaryota; Viridiplantae; Streptophyta; Magnoliopsida; Poales; Poaceae.
UCGCUGAUUUCAGAGGAAAAACAGCGUGCGGACAAACUUCCUUACACGUCACACACGCGAUUUGUCCUACAUGACCCACAGAAUCAAACUUUUCCUGCAAGAUUCCGCGUGGGCGAUAGCGUUUCCGAAAAAGAAACGCGUGCGAUCCGGAUCCCCUCCUCCCUGGUUCGUCAGAGGAACCCAGUCUAAACGCGGCGGCGCCCUCCUCGUUGCCGGAGCAGGGCGAGGCGGCGCUCGACCUCCGCCUCCUACCCCCACCUCCACUGCUGGGCUCCGUCCCGGGGCUCCUCUUCUGCGUCCCGAGCCCUGACCAGUGCCAUACAGGCCACUCAACCAAAACGAGGUCAGAUUUCUCAAUUUCCACUCGGAAAUCCGAACCGUGGUCAUCUCCGUCGCCGCCGCCUGCCGCCUGCCGCCGCCAUCGCCAUGGCUUCCGCUCUACGGGCCCUUCACCACCGCCUCCCCCGCUCUCUCCACCACUCCAAUCCCCUUUCCACCUCCGCCUCACCUCACGACCUCCGCGAGCUCCUCCGCAUCCAACGCAUCCUCGGUGACCCCGCAGCAACCACCCAGCCCACGCAAACGCAACAACGCCCACGAGCCGCCGCCACCGCAGACCUGCACCGACUUCUCCACCGCGCGGCCGGCCUCACCACCGCCGAGGCCACCUCCCUGCUCGGCCGCAUCCCUAACACCCACCGUCUGGAACACCUUCUCCAAGAACUUCGUGGCCUGCGCCUCCCGGCGGGCGAGAUCAGGAAAGCUCUCGGGUCCGACCCCGACGGACUCCUCUCCAUGGAGCCGGGCGAGCCGUCCCGCCUUGUCGAGCUCCUAGACGAGCUCCGCUGCCGGGCGCCCAUCAAGGACCAGGUCCUCUCUCACGGCGUGCUCAGCGCCGCAAUAGCCGCGAGGCGGCGGGUAGAGCUCCUGCACGAGCGCGGGCUGAGCCGGCGUGACGCGCUGAGGGUGAUCUCCGUUGAGCCUCGGGCAAUUUUAUAUAGCCUGGACGAUGUGGAGAGGAAGGUGGAGUUCUUGGUGGGCAGGAUGGGGUUUGAGAUUGGUUGGCUGGUGGAGUACCCAGAGUUCUUGGGGAUAAAUCUCGACAGGUCGAUCAUCCCACGGCACAAUGUAGUGGAGUAUUUGGCGUCGGUGGGUGGGCUUGGGGACCCCAUUGAGAUGAAGCAUUAUGUGAGAUUCAGCCGCCUCAAGUUCUACAAUCUGUUCGUGAAGCCAUACCCGGAGUGCGAGAGGAUUUUCGGGGGCCUAGUCAGGGAGAAAAAGGAUGAGGUGAGGUGGCAGCAUCCGGUGGGGUUGUGGAAGCUGUUUAAACCGGCGAAGUAUGAGAUCACUGAGGAGAAUGUGAAGGACAUGAAGUUGGUUGUUGAAUCACUUCAUUAGCUCUGUUCAGAACACCAACUGCUACCGAUUUUGAAUUGGGCUGCUCAUGAUUCUGGGGAUAUUUGUGGUGGUAACAAUGUGGUUCGUAUUGUGAAAGCGUAUGUUUGAAUUGCAGUGCAUUCUGCCAGCAAAAUGUCAUCUGUGCUGAUCAAACAUGGAACCGAUUGGAAUCUGCAAGAUAAGUAAAUCGAGCCCUAGGCUCCUAGCUUAAGGUUGAGGUCAAUUAUAAUGACCCCAUCAUGAUAUGGUGAUCAGAGCUGGUCUCAUCAGGAAGCAAACAAGAUAAUUGUUUGAUGAAAUCUGGCAACUUAUGGAAGGCUCAUCUCAAGUUACCAACAAAUAGAUGGCAGAUGAUAGCAAAAGGUGAUGGAUCUGGAAGAAGAGAACAGCAGCGAGGCUAAUACACAGUUUUAAUAUUGUCAUUAGAAGUGAGGGAAAAAAUCACAGGUACUCAGGUAGUAUGAUUUUGUUGCUGGUUCUUGCAUUAUCUGUUUAGCACAGAGGAUGUAGGAUUUGUAAAAUGGUCAUGCUUCCUAACUUGUAUCUGUGACACUCUCUCCACCUAAUCUGCUAUAGAUCCUAACUCUUUCUCUAUUAGAUUAUUUAUUUCAUAGGAAAUGCCAAGCUGAUUGUUGCCAUUCCCCGUAGAUAUAAAUAGAGGAGAUAUGACUCUUGGUUAUUUUGAAUCGCAAAAGCUGACCUCUGGUUCUAUCUGUCGUAGUGCUCAUUGUCCUCAAUGCACAAUAUCAAUAAUAGUGUACUCAUUUAAUACUUUUUUUGUCCGUGGAAAUUUUCAGUUUUGCGUUUAGAAGUUGAUCUUUUUGUGAUCUAUGACAUAAAGUAUAUUAUUUAUUUAAUUUUGUAUUUCUGGUUAUUACAUUGGCAAUGUCCUGUUGUAUGAAGACUCUGGUUUGGGUACAGUUUUACCCUUCGAAGAAUAUUAGCUUGCUGAAAGCUUAUUGUUGAACCCAUUGGCACAUUGAAAGAUGUCCUUACUUCACAUUCAAGGAAAGAUAGUUUGUUGAUGCGUUGCUGCUUUAAGGAAACACUAGGGGGAUUCGAACUUCUGAUUGGUGAGCUACACAACAUGCCAUCGUGGUCAAUUUUUCACCAUAAAUGUUUUGUUCUGUGAUAAGCUGCUAUAAAAGCGAAAUAAUUCAUUAUCUUCGUAAGUCAUCAUAGCAUUUAGAGAGUAGUCAUAUCUGCGCUUCUGCAGAAGUAAAGGUGGAGGGAUGAGGAAGCUUUCUGUACUGUUUAUAGCCAUGGUGAUUUUUGCAUUAUGCUGUUUUAUGCGUGUAUCAAGUACGGAAUCUGUCCGAUGUAAAGUUCUCAAGCUAUAACCUCAUGUGCAA